UUGUGCAACUUCAGGGUUCGUGAAAAGCUUAAUGCUUUACUAGAAAAGGGUUCGGCGGGAGGUUCCACAAAGCUAUCCAUAAAUGAUUUCAUUGUCAAGGCAUCUGCAUUGGCUUGCCUUCGUGUACCUGAGGCCAAUAGUUUCUGGAUGGAUACUUUUAUUCGCCAGAAUAACAAUGUUGAUGUUAGCGUGGCUGUGAGUACACCAUCGGGUUUGAUCACUCCGAUCAUUUUCAAUGCUCAUGCAAAGGGUCUUGCCACCAUCUCCAGCGAAGUGAAGGAGCUGGCAGCUCGUGCAAAGGAGGGCAAGCUUCAGCCACAGGAGUUUCAGGGCGGUACUUUCACUGUUUCGAAUCUCGGCAUGUUUGGUAGCGUCACCGAUUUUACGGCUAUAAUUAAUCCUCCCCAGUCAUGUAUUCUGGCUAUUGGUGGAGCAGAGACGAAGAUGGUUCCAUGCGAAGAAAAUGGGCGAUUUUUCAUUUCCAGAUAUCGCAGCGUCAAGGUGAUGAAAGUUACCUUGUCGUGCGAUCACCGUGUCGUUGAUGGAGCUGUGGGAGCCGUCUGGUUGCGUCAUUUCAAAGAAUUCCUGGAGAAGCCACACACGAUGCUUCUUUAG
This is a messenger RNA of Strongylus vulgaris, 615 nucleotides long. Lineage: Eukaryota; Metazoa; Nematoda; Chromadorea; Rhabditida; Strongylidae. The record is from the annotation of a GenBank genome assembly.